AGUUGUUAUUAUAGAAAGAUAAUCAUAUGGUGAAUUCGCUUACGAGUUGCUGCUGUGGUUGCUCUCUGAAGACCGGUGUGAAAACACUCGCAAUAAUCGACAUUCUCCUCGGAGUUUCCACUAUCAUUUCCCUCACAUCUAUCAGCCAAGUCGAGACUCAUCAGCAUUCAACUUGGACCUAUAUGGGCGUCGAGUAUUCCUCCGACACUCCUCUUGAUCUCCCUAAGCUUGAUCACGUCAUCAACGUUCUUAAUUCCAUCGGCAACGUGACAGUUCUCCUGUUCUUCGUGUCUGCUAUAGUGGCAUUACGAGGAGUCUCCAAGGGAAAGUCAAGACUAGUUCGCCAGUAUGCCAUGAUCCGCGCUAUGGAAGUGGCUCUGUCAAUCGCCCUCUCUAUCUGGUUGCUUGUGAUUAUUCCCCGUCUAGCACGGGAGUUCAUUGACGCUGUCCUUGAACAGAUGCGAGAGGAGGCCAAAAAACACCACGAGGAUCCUCCAGAAGUUGACGAGGAGGCGCUCAUUAAGAUCGUAACAUUCGUCCUCUCCACGGUGUUCAUCAUCAUGGAAAUUUUUGGGGUUCUCCUGAAGCUGUAUUUUGUAUGGGUUGUCAAGAGCUGUGCUGAUUGGAUGGAGCGCGGUGUGGAUCCUUAUGCGCCUAUCUAUCUGGUAACUGAGCCGAGCACUAACCGCAAUGCUUAUCAGCCAGCUAACGUCAUCCUCGGGCCUCCCGUAGCGGCGCCUGCGAGUGAUCAGCCAACGGCGUCGUUGUUGGUCUCAGAGGGACCACAGAACCCUUCGGCACCUGUUCUGUUGGGAGAAAAUCAACCAGGGAGUGUUGCAGGUACACACAAUCAAGCAGUUAGUGGUGAUGCGUAUCCCCGUAUUUGAGUAUUGAUAUUAUUUCGUUCUGACAAGUUGGCGAUAUGGUUUAUCGCUAUUCCAUAUCAUUAGUUGAUGUAAUCACUAGAGGCUUGUAAGCCACUUUUAUUAAU
Perkinsus marinus ATCC 50983 is the source of this 991-nucleotide messenger RNA. RefSeq lists its product as hypothetical. The transcript is spliced from 10 exons. The record is from RefSeq and is a predicted model, not a curated record. Bases 27 to 887 code for a protein of 286 amino acids. Lineage: Eukaryota; Perkinsozoa; Perkinsida; Perkinsidae.